UCACUGCUGGGCACUGACUGGCGGCACUGCUAGGCAUUGACUGGCUAAACUGCUGGGCACUGACUGGCACAACCACUGGGCACUGACUGGCAGCACUGCUUGGCUGCACUGAUGGGCACUGGUGGGUGGCACUGGUGGGCACAGGUGGGUGGCACUGGUGGGCACAGGUGGGUGAGCACAGGUGGGUGGCACUGCUGGGCACCGGUAGGUGGCACUUCUGAGCACAGGUGUGUGGCACUGCUGGGGUGCACUGCUGGGCACAGGUGGGCGCACUGCUAGGCACAGGUGGGUGCACUGCUGGGCACAGGUGGGCGGAACUGGUGGGUGGCACUGCUGGGCACCGAUCAUCAGGGCACUGAUCAUCA
Molecule: messenger RNA, 365 nt
Organism: Staurois parvus
Lineage: Eukaryota; Metazoa; Chordata; Amphibia; Anura; Ranidae
Source: the annotation of a GenBank genome assembly